AUCAUAAUUUAGUACUUUAUAAUUUUAACAUUUUUUCAUUAAUUUGUGGUUCGUACCUGUGGGAAUUUGAUUCUUGCUUUUUCACAGACGAGUGGUGAGUGUCAAAAUGUGUUUGAGAAAUGGAGAUUUGAAGUUUACUAAAUGUUGUUAAGAUGGUUGCACAGACAUUCACUGUUGAUUUGAAUAAACCCCUAGUCUUCCAGGUUGGUCAUCUUGGAGAAAGUUAUCAGGACUGGGUUCACCGGCCUAUUGUGAGGAAGGAAGGUCCUAGGUUCUUUGAGAGUGAUUUUUGGGAGUCCUUGACUCGAACUGUCUGGUGGGCGAUUCCAACCAUAUGGCUGCCUGUUGUUUGCUGGUGCAUCUCAAUGUCUGUACGUAUGGGGCAUGCUUUUCCCCAAAUUGCUUUAAUGGUUGCUUUUGGCAUUUUUGCUUGGACACUAGUGGAAUACGUUUUGCAUCGAUUCCUUUUCCACAUUGAAACAAAGAGUUAUUGGGGAAACACCGUACACUACCUUCUUCACGGCUGCCACCACAAGCACCCUAUGGAUAGCCUGCGGCUUGUUUUUCCACCUGCUGCAGCUGCUAUAUUAUGCAUUCCGUUUUGGCACCUGGUUAAGCUUUUCGCCACUCCGUCCACUACGCCUGCUGUGUUCGGAGGUGGUUUGCUUGGGUACGUCAUGUACGAUGUUACCCAUUACUACCUGCACCAUGGCCAGCCCUCCAACCAAGUUCCUAAAAACCUCAAGAAAUAUCACUUGAACCAUCACUUUAGGAUUCAAAAUAAGGGUUUUGGGAUCACUUCAGCGUUUUGGGACAUAGUUUUUGGAACCCUUCCUCAAAGUAAGGCCACCUGAGGAGGCUUACAUAAUUUAGUAGGCUAGUAUAAUAGCAAACAUUGAUUUGUUCUCCAACAAUAUUUACUCGUGCUUGUAUUUUAUUUUUGGGUAAACUACAUGUUAGUUCCCCCAAUUAUUACCUUUGUUCUGUUCUGGUCACCAACUAUUUUUU
Messenger RNA from Hibiscus syriacus, 1008 nucleotides. Its product is annotated as dihydroceramide fatty acyl 2-hydroxylase FAH1-like. The record is from RefSeq and is a predicted model, not a curated record. Gene Ontology annotation, cellular component: endoplasmic reticulum; membrane. Gene Ontology annotation, biological process: fatty acid metabolic process; lipid biosynthetic process. The transcript has 7 exons. NCBI's taxonomy places the organism in Eukaryota, Viridiplantae, Streptophyta, Magnoliopsida, Malvales, Malvaceae. Bases 153 to 854 code for a protein of 233 amino acids. Gene Ontology annotation, molecular function: fatty acid 2-hydroxylase activity; iron ion binding.